AUGAUGAAGGAGUGCCUCCAGUUCCUCAUCGAGCCGGCAAAAAAAAUUAAGAUCCGCCUCAAGGAGUCUCGUAAGAAAGUGACAAAUGAGAAGAAAGAACCUUUAGUGGAGAGUCAGCUGUUUAUAAUGGAGCUGGCCAGGGAACUCAACAGACUGUGCCAGAGGUCAAAUGUCCUAGCCUACAUCUGGACCAAUGAAGACUCCUGGCCUCCCAGUGUGUGUAGAGAAUGCAUAGUGGAGUGGGCUGCCGUGCUGGAGAAUAGAGUACAGGCGAGCACUCAGCUCCAGGCUGACAGGCCAGAGAAGAGGGAGUGGAACGGUCACCUGUUGUGUAUGCUGGAGACAGGUGGAGAGUAUGACAUGGCAUCCCACAAACGGGUCAUCAUGGACUGGACACACCAGCUCAGAAACAAACUAGAGCCCAGUAUCUGGCCCGGUGAGCCCGUAUUGAUGAUGUUGGAUGAUCUGGAGUUCCAGUGGAGGAGGGGGCGUCUGCCGAACCUUCUCCCAGCCAUGGAGCUGGUCAUGUGGGUCGUGCUGAGUGCAGACAGCCCUGACAAGGAGGACGUAACCAAGCAGUGGCUGAUCAGAAGACAGAGGAGUCAGAAGAUUGAUGCAGCACGCUACAUUCCCCAUAAUGUAUGGAACUGGAUCUGUGAUGCUGCAGAGGAAGUGACCCUUGACCCCAAGACAGCCAACCCUGACCUCAUCCUCUCCAACGACGACAAGCGCAUGUGCUGUGGCCUGGAGCGGCGAGACAUCCCUAACUGCACGUGUCGCUUCGAUGGCUGGUGGUGCGCUCUGGGAAACGAGGGCUACACCUCUGGGCGCCAUUACUGGGAAGUUGAAGUGGGCAACCGGGACUGGCGGCUGGGCGUGGCUAAAGCCUCUGCCCAAAGGAAGGGUUAUAGUUCCCUCAACACAAAGACGGGCUACCUCACCCUGCGGCUGGAGAGGGGCUUAGACCUCAAGGCCCUGACGGUGCCUUCCACCCCGCUGGCCCAGAUGCUGGUCCCCAGGAAGGUGGGGGUCUACCUGGACUAUGAGCAAGGCCAGCUCUCCUUCUACGACGUGGAGAAGAGGUCCCACAUCUACACGUACAACGAGACCUUCACAGAGAGACUGUUCCCUGUGUUUGGGACUGUAGAGGUGGUGAAGGGUCUGGUGAUCAGGUCGGCACAGACCAGGGAACCCUGCCUCUGCCCUGGACCCUGUCUCUGGUGCUAA
This is a messenger RNA of Salvelinus namaycush (lake trout), 1227 nucleotides long. RefSeq names its product butyrophilin-like protein 9. NCBI's taxonomy places the organism in Eukaryota, Metazoa, Chordata, Actinopteri, Salmoniformes, Salmonidae. The record is from RefSeq and is a predicted model, not a curated record. The transcript has 8 exons. The coding region runs from base 1 to 1227 and encodes 408 amino acids. Gene Ontology annotation, molecular function: protein binding.